AUGGAACAAGGAGAUAAAGUCGACGACGAAGCGUCUCCGUCCAAACGAACUAAAAUUGAUUCUUUGCAAGGUGAGUUAUUUUUACGUAUCAUCGUAUCGGUCGUAUCAAACGAUACAAAUCUAAUUAUAUCUCGAAAAGGAAUAUUUCCUCGCUCAGACGCAGUUGGCGAGUCAAGGAAAUCGGAAUUUUUCAACGAACCGGUAGCCGGGCCCUCCAAAGCCACGGAUUCCUCGAAAUUUAACACGCUAUCAGUGAAUUUGAAACAAAAAGGAAAUCCAUUGUUAAAGUUUGUAACCAACGUCCCUUGGGAAUAUCGCGAAAUCGUGCCAGAUUACGUUAUGGGAAAGACUACUUGUGCCCUUUUUCUAUCCAUGCGUUAUCAUCAACUUAAUCCCGACUACAUCCACGAACGUUUGAAGGCGUUGGAACACAGGUACAACUUGAGAGUGCUUUUAGUACAGCAUUACACGUACGCGAUAGCAAGAGAUCGUACCACCACGAAUGUGCAAAUACGGCAGGUAGACGUGCCAGAGCCUCAUCACGCUCUGAAGCAUUUGACAAGAAUUUGCAUUCUUGCCGAUUUAACGUUAAUAUUGGCAUGGAGCGCAGAGGACGCAGGCAAAAUUAUCGAAACGUACAAGAUUUAUGAAAAUAAAUCGCCCGAUGCGAUUAUGGAGCGCAGCGAUACAGCACCGUAUCAAAAGUUGACGAACGCUUUGACAACAAUUCGAUCGGUCAACAAAACGGACGCCACGACUCUUUUGUCCACGUUCGGUACGUUGAGCGAACUGAUAGAAGCGCCACCGAAUACACUGGCUCUUUGUCCUGGUAUUGGGAUACGAAAAGCAGAAAGAAUCCACAAAACGUUGCACGAACAAUUCUCGUGCCCUUGA
Heterotrigona itama is the source of this 894-nucleotide messenger RNA. The record is from the annotation of a GenBank genome assembly. Lineage: Eukaryota; Metazoa; Arthropoda; Insecta; Hymenoptera; Apidae.